CUGGACUAGUCCAAACAGCAGAGGAAGUGUAUAAGUGCUUGGGAUGUGGGGUGACCUUCUCAGAUCAAAGCCAAUAUGAGGUCCAUCUGCAAAUGCACAGUGGAAAGAAGACACAUCAAUGCUUGGAGUUUGGAAAGAAUUAUGUUAGCAGAACAGAGCGUCCUAGCCAUCAAAGAACAUUUAAAGGAGAGAAACCUUGUGGCUGCACAGACUUUGGCAAGAGCUUCCCACAAAAAUCAGAUCCUACUCAAAACCAUUCUUGGACUCCUUCAGGAGAGAAUCCAAUAACCCGCAUAGUGAGUGGAAGGGCCUUCUCUGGUGUAAAAAAGAGUAAUGAACAUCUUCCAAAGAAGAGUAUAAUAAGGGCACGUAAAUGUUUAUGGUGUGGAAAGUUCUUCAGCUGCAGAUCAAAGCUCCUGGUGCACCAAAGAAUUCACACAAAGGAGAGACCUUUUGAAUGCUCAGAGUGCGGAAAAAGAUUCAGUCGGAAUAGCACUCUUCAAAGGCAUCGAAGAACUCACACAAAGGAGAAACCUUUUGAAUGCUCAGAGUGCGGAAAGAGAUUCAGUCAGAGCAGCAAUCUCCAAGUACAUCAAAGAACUCACACAAAUGAGAGACCUUUUGAAUGCUCAGAGUGUGGAAAGAGAUUCAAUCUUUGUAGCACUCUUCAAAGGCAUCGAAGAAUUCACACGAAGGAGAGACCUUUUGAAUGCUCAGAGUGUGGGAAAAGAUUCCGUCAGAGUAGCAGUCUUCAAGGUCAUCAAAGGACUCACACAAAGGAGAAACCUUUUGAAUGCUCAGAGUGCGGAAAGAAAUUCAGUCAGAGCAGCAAUCUCCAAGUACAUCAAAGAACUCACAAAAAUGAGAGACCUUUUGAAUGCUCAGAGUGUGGAAAGAGAUUCAAGCUACACUGUGGAAAGAGAUUCAGUUACCAUAGCACUCUUCAAACGCAUCAAAGAAUUCACACGAACGAGAGACCUUUGGAAUGCUCAGAGUGUGGAAAGAGAUUCAGUCGGAGUGGCAAGCUCCAGGAACAUCAAAGAACUCACACAAAGGAGAGGCCUUUUGAAUGCUCGGAACAGGCUGCUUUGUGGCUGUGGGGCGGGAGGCCCGGUGCUUCCCCGUGCACGCUUUCCUGGCGACUCAACCCCGUGGGGGGUCAACGGGGCUUGCAGUUGCCAAGGAGGAGGAGGAGCGGCCCCGAAACGUGCAGCUUGCAAGGGCUUCCUUUCCGGGGGAUGGGGAGGCGUCCAAAGGGUUAA
This is a messenger RNA of Sphaerodactylus townsendi, 1262 nucleotides long. RefSeq names its product zinc finger protein 239-like. Gene Ontology annotation, biological process: regulation of transcription by RNA polymerase II. The coding region runs from base 93 to 1262 and encodes 389 amino acids. NCBI's taxonomy places the organism in Eukaryota, Metazoa, Chordata, Lepidosauria, Squamata, Sphaerodactylidae. The record is from RefSeq and is a predicted model, not a curated record. The transcript is spliced from 4 exons. Gene Ontology annotation, molecular function: DNA-binding transcription factor activity, RNA polymerase II-specific; RNA polymerase II cis-regulatory region sequence-specific DNA binding.